CUCCGAUCAAAUCCACAUCGGAACAACCAUUGAAAAGCACGCGAUUCCUACCCGUCCUGUCGCCGCCAUCACCACCGCCGGUCGGAGGUGCCUGUCGCCGCUGCUCGGCUCCGGCCCGGAGCGUCCCUCCCUCUCCUCGUUCCGCAGUUUUCAACGGCGGUUGGGCCCCGUCAAAAAUCUAAUCCUACUGUCUCUCUGAAGCCGGCUUCCUUGACUAAUCGGCGGCGGAAUCUCGCGGUCUUGGUUUGGCCCCCUUGUCUGGUUCCUCCCGAUCGGUACUUGCCUGGUGGUUGAUACCUUCUAUUCUCUUCCCUUGUUUGGUGCUCAAAAGGGCGCAAUUUCCACUUGGUUCUUGGUAUGUUGGAGGUUGCCACCUUCUUUCUGCUUUGAUUUUUUCUUCGGCGGGAGCGUCGUCAACGCGACGCCUCGAACGGGUGCUUGGCUGGUGGAUCUAUUGGAUUUCUUGGCCCAUCGACAUUUGUCACCAUGGGCGGCGUGUGUUCGGCGGGGAUUGCAGGGGACAAGUCGCCAACGGAGCUCUCAUUCCGAGCGAUGGGGUUCGUGGUGGAGCAGGAUUUCAAGGCCUUCUCAGCCGCCGGCAAGAACAGGACCGCGCCCGUCGAGGAGGCGGUGGAUCCUAACCAAGUGAGCGAUCAGUCUUUUCGUUUCUCUGACAAGGGCUCGCCGCCAUCAACGAGUGGCAAGGUUCAUCGCUCGGUCUCCAAGGAGGCCAAGACUGGGAAGCCUAGGAGAAGCGCCUCCGGCAAGGCUGGUCCAAGCAAGGUUUCAGACAUAGGCACAGUGCUUGGUAGAAAGAGUACCUCUGGACUUGGGAAAGCAGUAGAGGUUCUAGAUAAUCUGAGUAGCAGCAUGUCAAGUUUGAGCCCUGGAGGGGGUUUUGUCGCAGGACCAACGACAAAGGGGAACAAAAUAUCAAUCCUUGCAUUUGAGGUUGCAAACACAAUAGUUAAGGGCAUGAGCCUCAUGCAGUCUUUGUCCAAAGAAAGCCUGAACUACUUGCAGGACAUGGUCCUUCUAUCGGAAGGUGUACAACGAUUAGUUUCAAGCAACAUGGGUUAUCUGAUGAGAAUUGCUGCAGCUGACAAGAGGCAAGAGCUGAGGAUAUUUUCACAAGAAGUCAUAAGAUUUGGGAAUCGUUGCAAAGAUCCUCAGUGGCACAACCUAGAUCGUUAUUUCUCCAAGCUAGAGUCAGAAAUUACACCCCAACCACAAUUAAAAGAAACGGCGAAAGCAGAUAUGCAGCAACUGAUGGCCCUUGUUCGCCACACUGGUGAUCUCUACCAUGAAUUACACGCACUAGAUAGAUUUGAGCAAGAUUAUCGCCGAAAGUUGGAGGAAGAGAAAAGAUCAGUUACAUCUGAAAGGGGGGACACUGUUCAGAUCAUCAGACAAGAGCUGAAGAGCCAGAGGAAGCAUGUACACAAUUUGAAGAAAAAGUCUCUUUGGUCUAAGCCUCUUGACUCUGUCAUGGAGAAGCUUGUAGAUAUUGUCCACUUCUUACAUGUCGAGAUCCAAGAUACUUUUGGGCCUUGUGUUGGAGAGUCGAGCGAAUCACAAGAGAGCCGUCAAACUUUGGGGUCUGCUGGUCUCUCUCUUCACUACGCUAAUAUCAUUUCUCAGAUUGACAAUAUUGUUUCCCGAAGCUCCGUCCCCCCUCAGAGCACCAGAGAUGCGCUCUAUCAAAGUCUGCCCCCGAACGUCAAGUCUGCUCUUCGAACAAGGCUGAUAACUCCGACAGAGUCUCAAGAGGUUCCGAUCACUAGAACCAGGAGUUCAAUGGAGAAGACUUUGCAAUGGAUUGUCCCGGUUGCCAAUAACACGGCCAGGGCACACCAUGGGUUCGGAUGGGUUGGCGAGUGGGCGAACACAGGGAACGACCCGGCGCAGAAGCAGGCCGGGCAACCUGGCGCGCUGAAGAUCGAGACGCUGUACCACGCGGACAAGGAGAAGGCCGACGCAUGCGUACUGGACCUGGUGGUGUGGCUCCACAUCCUGAUCAGCUACAGCAGGCCGGCAAACAGGUCGCCGAGCCGAUCCCCCGUCCGUUCCCCGACCCACGCGGCCCCGCGGGUGGUGGUAGCAGCAGCAGCCACUUCCGGGCGCCCCGCUGGGCUCACCCGAGAAGAGCGCGAGAUGCUGCAGGACGCCUACACCCGGCGGCGGUCCCCCGGGGCCGGGAAGAGCAAGAGCCAGGAGCUGGCGGCGGCCCGCGGCAACAGGGUGGCGCUGAGCAGGAACGACAGGCUGAGCAAGAGCGGCCCGUCGUCGCGGGAGCACGGCGGCAGGGUCUUCCCGCUGGCGACGGGCAGGUCGGCCGCCGCCUCGUCGCCCGUCGCCGUCGGCUUCGACAUCGACCGGAUCAAGGCGCUGGAGGACGUGGUGGACAGAGUGGACGCGCAGAAGCAGACGCGGCUGUGAAGCUGUGGCUGUGGGUUCCAGAGAAUUCAGGACGGAGGCAGCAGAGAGCAGGUGGCCAUGGGUUCAGGAAUGGAAUGGGAUGGGAAACAAACAACGGUUCUCUCUCGUGUGGACUGCUAGCAGAUUAGCAUACAUAAUGCCUGCAGAAACGCUGCAGGAUGGAUGCAUAGAAAGAACAAGAUACUAUACACAUAGGCAAGAUUCCCCCCCUCCUUUUGUUUUGCCUUUCUGUCGGGCGGUCAGUAUUUGUACAUGUACCGUGCCAAAUCAUCAGGCUAAACAAACUCUGUUGCUUGUAAGCUGUAAUAACUGUAUAUAUUUAUUAUUAUUAUAUACGUACAUAAGUCACGAAAAUGC
Zea mays is the source of this 2796-nucleotide messenger RNA. Its product is annotated as putative protein of unknown function (DUF668) domain family protein. Gene Ontology annotation, biological process: positive regulation of growth. The coding region runs from base 487 to 2439 and encodes 650 amino acids. NCBI's taxonomy places the organism in Eukaryota, Viridiplantae, Streptophyta, Magnoliopsida, Poales, Poaceae. The record is from RefSeq and is marked provisional. The transcript has 13 exons.